Sungouiella intermedia is the source of this 1272-nucleotide messenger RNA. NCBI's taxonomy places the organism in Eukaryota, Fungi, Ascomycota, Pichiomycetes, Serinales, Metschnikowiaceae. The record is from the annotation of a GenBank genome assembly.
AUGCUUUCAAGCUUUCGCCGUAGGGAUAAGAGGCAUGAAGACACUGCUCUGCUACAGCAGAUUUCACUCGAUUCGGGAGAGCCCAAAUUGCGGCCAAAACGAAAAUUGGCGACAUCAGGUUCAUCCUUCAAGUUAUUGGUGGUACUUCUCACGUUAUGGAUGCUACUCAUCCACUACUUUGAACGGAUCCGGGUGAAGAACGCGGUGAAUGCGUGUCAGUGGGAAAACUGGGAGAAUUGGACCGGCAGCAAGGCUGAUGUAAGACCACACCGAGUUGUCUUACUUGCGGAUCCUCAAUUGGUGGAUGAUCACACUUACCCCAAGCUUCCGAGACUCGCCAAUUAUCUUAUCCGAAAAAUGAGCGACAAUUACCUCUACAUCAAUAACAAGUAUAUGGAGGCGUAUCUUGAUCCGGAUACCACUAUCUUUGUGGGUGACUUGUUUGAUGGUGGAAGAGAAUGGGAUGAUGAUGUAUGGAUCGAAGAGUAUAAGAGAUUCAAUGCCAUAUUUCCUCGGAAACCCAACAGAAGGACCUUCCGCUCGCUACCCGGAAAUCAUGAUAUCGGCUUCCAAAACAUCAGCUACCACAACUUGAGGCGGUUUUCCUCUUUUUUUGGUGAGCUGAACGAUGCAUUUGAGCUCGGAAAUCAUACUUUUGUUCAGUUGGACACCAUUUCAAUGUCACACGAGGAUGAACAGAUCAACCGGGACUCUUUCGCUUUUCUCGACUCGUUUGACUCUUUCAUAAACCCCCUGUUGCCUCGUAUCUUGCUUAGUCACGUACCAUUAUACCGUGAUCCUGGAGUUGAAGUGUGUGGACCAGGAAGAGAGUCCAAGAGAAAGUUUCCCUUGCAAAGAGGUUUCCAGUAUCAGACUGUGAUUGAUUAUUUUAUCACCAAGGACGUAUUGGAUAGAGUGAAUCCCACGCUCGUUUUUAGUGGAGAUGACCAUGACUACUGUGACAUUGUACAUGUGGACUACUCGGAUAACACCAAGAAGCUUGCGAGAGAAAUCUCGUGUAAAACACCAUCCAUGACUAAUGGAAUCAAGUAUCCUGCUUACCAUUUACUUUCACUUAACAAUCCAUACGAUCCGAAGCCAAAGACUGGGCUCGUCGAUCCCAACAACGAAAAAACAUACGAGACCAUGAUGUGCUACCUUCCUAACCCAUACCGCGGAGUGAAAGUCUAUGGGUUUUGUGGAACGCUGGAUCGGGAAAGCGAAGCCGCAGAUUCUUCCGCAGACUCUCCAAUCCUUGGUUCCUCCAGAUGA